Messenger RNA from Caenorhabditis elegans, 1059 nucleotides. RefSeq names its product Tafazzin family protein (gene acl-3). Gene Ontology annotation, cellular component: mitochondrial outer membrane; mitochondrial inner membrane. Gene Ontology annotation, molecular function: acyltransferase activity. Gene Ontology annotation, biological process: phospholipid metabolic process. The transcript has 5 exons. The coding region runs from base 5 to 859 and encodes 284 amino acids. Lineage: Eukaryota; Metazoa; Nematoda; Chromadorea; Rhabditida; Rhabditidae. The record is from RefSeq and is marked reviewed.
CACGAUGUCGGGUACAAUGCGGGAUAAAACAAAUGACGUGCAAGGCUUCCGGUUUGCAUGGCCCUUUCCAAAAAAACCGUCACUUCUGUACCGUAUAAAAUCAUACAUGACAAUGAGUUUAGUCACUUCAGUUUCCAAACUUAUGUUCCUUGGAGGAUCCAAUAAGUUGAUAUGCCACAACAAAGAGACAUUCGUCAAGAUUUUGGAAAAUCCGAAUCAACCACUCAUCACAGUCUCAAAUCAUCGCUCAAAUAUCGACGACCCGCUCAUGUGGUGUAUUCUGAAAUUCCGUGAGUUUUGGAGAUACAAAGAUCGCAAUAGAUACACUCUCGCAGCUCACAACAUUUGCUUCACAAAACAGUUCCAUACAACAAUGUUCUCAUUAGGACGUUGUGUUCCGUGUGUUCGUGGAGAAGGAGUUUAUCAAAAAGGAAUGGAUUUCUGUGUGGAUAUGCUGAAUGAUAAUAAAUGGGUUCAUAUCUUUCCAGAAGGAAAAGUGUGUACUCUUGAAAGUGAACCACUACGAUUCAAGUGGGGAAUUGGAAGGCUUGUGAUGGAUGCUAAAACCGAUCCAGUAAUAUUGCCUGUAUGGUGUAAAGAGAUGGAAAAAGUUUGGCCAACACAACCUCCAUACUAUCCUAAAUUUGGAAAUACCGUAACAGUUCACAUCGGAGAGCCAUUUUUCCUGUCUGAUCUCAAGAAAACAGUUCUAUCAAAGUCACUGACCACUGAACAAAUGCGAAAAAUCAUCACUGACGAAGUUCAGACACGGAUGUAUCAAUUGGGAGAGAAAGUUGGUGAUCUUCCUAAAGGAUCGUCACUGGAAAUUCUUCGAAAAAAUCCGCCAAUUGAAUAUUAAACUUGAUUCCCCAUAGCUUUAAUUUUUUAGGAAAUAUUUAGAUUUUUUUUCUAUUUCUUGGUUUGAUGAUUUUUGUUAUAACACAACUUUUAUUGCAUUUUCUAUGUACGUGAUAGCCAUUUUCUUUCCUACUUGCUGUUUUUGUUUUUUUUUUCUCUUCCCUUGAAAUCCCGGAUGAAUUCGUCUCAAGCUCUGAUCUU